Messenger RNA from Echinococcus granulosus, 1029 nucleotides. RefSeq lists its product as hypothetical. The record is from RefSeq and is a predicted model, not a curated record. Bases 1 to 1029 code for a protein of 342 amino acids. NCBI's taxonomy places the organism in Eukaryota, Metazoa, Platyhelminthes, Cestoda, Cyclophyllidea, Taeniidae. The transcript is spliced from 7 exons.
AUGCCAACUGAAAGCUUACGAGUGUGUGGAGGAAAGCGCAUUAAAUAUGCAUUAGUACAUGAGAAAAUGAACGGUUCCCACUCAUACAUUUACUGCGAAAAACGAGGAUCAAGUAGCAAAAAUUUAACUUCCCUAUUUCACUGUCUACCUACCCAGUUAGAAAGUGGUGUCAAAGCUACUACCAUAGCCUGGAGGCCACUCUGCCCAGAGGAAAUACAAAGGCGGGGCCUUAAUUGCCCGCUAAACCAAAACGAGGAGUUAAGCAAACAGUCAGAGUACUACGAUGUAUUCUCAAGGGAUGAGUGGACGAAUAACUGGAUUUACUUUUCAUUGUUGAAGACUAAAAACGAAUUAAUAUCCGCGUUUGAAUCAUAUUUAAUCAGUUUAUCAAGCUUUUCUAGUCUGAUUUUUCUGUUUUUAUAUGUCCCUUCAGUAAGUGAUAAGGUCAAUGUCGAUUCAUUUUAUAUCCUCACUAUACGAAACCAGUUUGCGGCUGAGUUACUAACUUUCAAGAGAAAAGGUGGAUCUGGUGGAAGUUUAAAAGCUGACAUAAAGAAUGGAGGUAAAUGUAACAAAGUAGAAAAGAAUUUGCAAAUCUUCUCUACCUCACUCAAACUAAUCCCCUGUCACAGGCGACGGUUGGAAUUACCGACUCUCCUCCGUCUCGCUCAACCCCAAUUUCUGGUUAAUUUGGCAAUAAAUUUGUGCUGUCAACAAACUGGGUACUUCAGCAGACUAAAACUAAUUUCACAUUUAAUCCAUGAUUUUUCAAAAUUCUGGAAAAAAACUAAGUACGCUGAAAACCGGGAUGAGUUGAAGCACCGCGAAAAUAGUUUAAUUAAGGGGACAAAGGAGUGUUUCUUUAACUCAAUUUUGCAUGCAAUUCCUUUUAUCAAGUAUUUAGCAAUAUUUUUCCCUUUUUCAGAAACCACACCAAAAAUGCUUAAACCAUUUGUUAAAUUCUUUCACAGUCCAUUCAACGUCAUCCCUUCAGCUAUUGACGAUGACGUUCUAGGAGCAGAAGAAUAA